AAUUCCCAUUUCCCUUAUCAAGCAAAAUCAAGCCCUGUAGUAUAAACAUGUGUCCAGGUCUUCUUCUGUGCUCAUUCUAAAGACCUAAGAGAUGGCCUGGUUUGGUUCUGCUAGUUCCUUUCAAGCUACCUGUAUCAAUAGCCUGGCUAGGGCACUGUCAGAGAAGAGCUCAGAUCAGUCUGGAAAGGUACAGAAGUUGCUUGACUACUGUCCUCCCCUCUCGAGUGGUGAUGAUGCGUGUGUGCUCAGUGAUCGGUCCCUGGCAGCUGUGACAGCACUCGGACUGUAUGCAGUCAACUCAAAACUUCAGGCUGAUGAGAGUGAGGUGGUGGACUACCUGCUGGGACUCCUCCACUGUCUACCAUCAGCCUCAUGGGUGCAGAACAUGCAACUAGUCACCAAGAAAGAGGGCAUGAUUGCUGAGCAGUUCUCCUACAAGCUAGUCCUCAUCCUCACCAACAUCUCUCCACUCUGCAGCUCUGAGAACAAGAGCAAGAUUGUUGAGGGGGUACUGGGUGUGUUUCAGGAGCUCAUCAAGAGGAACCAAAGCUCAGAACAAAGCCACGAUGAUCACCAGCUACUGGUCACAGUGCCAGCCCUACUGGGUGUGGGACGAGCUCUGCAAGUGUCAUUGAGUGGACCCAGUGAAGCAUUUAGUAAGCUCUUCGAUCAGACCCCCAGCUGUGAGGGGGAGGGGCUCGAGGGGACUCCCAGCUGUGAUGGGGAGGGGCUGGACGGUGAAACCCCCAGCUGUGAUGAGGAGGUCUGGGGAUUGGACCAGGAGAGCACUAUCAAUCUAUUCAAAAUGACCUUGGAGCUGCUGACGUCCCACCCAUGGAAGGUGCUGGACUCUCACCUGGAGGCAAUGAGCAGCGGCCACCUCGUGCAGCUGGGCUACCCUUAUCGCUACAUCAGCAAUGUGGUGUCCUUCGUCCUCACCAAUCUCAUCAGGGACCUCGUUAUCACCUCCCCUCAUGAUCUAGGUACAGUGAGGGGUCAGGUACUCAAGCUAGCUGAUGGUCAGAUCACGGCUGGGGUGAAUGAGUUAGGGACUGCCUCACCAACCGGCUCUAAUGAGAGGGCAUUCCAUAUCAUCAAGGUCAUCUGUGUUGCCGUGGACAACCUCGUCUGGGCUGUCAAAACUGACAAGGAGGUAGAGAAUGCCUUUCAACGUUUCUAUUCUCUGCUGACUGUGCACACUGCCAAAUACAGUGUCCUGGUGGCACCCCUCAGGGCGUCCAUGCUCGAGGCCAUUGCAGCUCUUGCAGAGCAGCGUCACAGUUUAAUAAGCCUGGCAUUGAACAGAUUCAAAGAGUUUCUCAACUCGCCCCUCCUCUACUCGAUGUACAGCGACGCCCUCUCCAGUGGCAAGGGCAGUGUUAACUUUGAUGCCACCACUGUCAAACCUCAGGUGUAUCGGAAGUUGUGGUCAUCGUUGGCCACACCCAUUCAUGUCUCUCGAAUGGACGCCUUUGUUACCGUGCAACAAGCACUGGGGAAAGCGGUUUGUAGAACCCUGUUGAUUGGAGAUGGGUCCAAUAGUGAUACUAUCGAUGGUUUCCUGGCAUCCCUUGGCAACCAACUGUACACCAGUGACGCCAGCAUAGAUCGUACUCUUCGUGUUGCGGAGUGUAUUGUGAUGUUACUGGGACAGGUAGCAGUUGAGUUGAGGGGGAAACACAUCGACCAGACGAGUGGCAUCUUCCAACAGAGGCUCUUCCAUCCAACCAGCAACCUGGAUGGUAACAUUGUCAGGGAGCUGGGGAAGAUGGCCGCCAAGACUGGAGACCCUGGCUCUAUUGAUAUGUUGAUUCGCCUGAUGGGCCUGUCUCUAGGGGAACCAAUGCCAGCCUACUCCAAGAGGGAGGCGGGAAAGGAGACCUUCAGUCACAUCUACCAGCCGGUGGUGGACUCUCUGGUACACGUCGCCACUCACCUCAAGGACAAGCAACAGAGGUUUGAGCUACUGGACAUGUCCAUGCAGUUGUUCGUACAGCAGGGCAUUGAAGCACGGAGGGCUAGUGAGGUAGCCACCUUCUCACGCAAGGCUACCUCCAGCUCCUUCAGUCUGGGUCUGCUGUUACCCGUCAUCUCAACACUGAUUCAAGAGCUACAGCCGCUCUACAACGAGCCCUCUACUAAAGCAGUGAAGAUCUUCCGUGACUUUUGGCUCUAUUGCAUCAUCAUGGGCUUCAGCAACUUCAGCAUCGGUGUGUUUCCAUCAGCAUGGUAUGUCAGUGUGCGGGAUAUAGCGGCACGAUCUCCCCUCCUCCUCUCUUUGGGGGGAGAGAAGUUCCUGGACAAGGAGCUGGAGAUCAACCAUCCCCUCAAGAUUGAGAAUAUCGCUGCAGGAGAGCUUCAGGAGGCGAGACAGAGCUUGAUAGACCGGUUGGGCAAGUCCUCGGACCUGGACAGACUUGUGUAUCGCCUCACCUUUGUACAGUGCAUGUAUCUGCAGUCCAUCGAACAGCUGGAGACUCUGAGACUUGAGAGCUCUACAGAAACAUUUCCGUUGAUCUUCCGUUACCUUGAGAACAGAGGACUGCACGGAGAGCUGUGGAUUGCCGUGGAGAUGAUUGCCAAUAAGCUGUUUGACAGAUUUGUGGAGCUCAUGGAAAACAAGCCUGCCAACGCGGCGAGGGCCAGAGAGCUGGAGACAGUGGCACAGCUGCUACUGUUCAAGUUCAACCACCUCAAGGGCAGGAUUAAACAAGUGGCAGAUCGCUAUCUCACAAAACUAGUCGAAAAAUUCCCGCACCUCCUGUGGAGUAAGACAGUCAUCCACACCAUGCUGGACCUCCUGCAGGAGCUCUCACUCACACUCAAGGACCUGUCUCCGCGGGAGGCCGUCACUAUCCAGCUGCCUCACUUGGACCACUCCAUCACAAUGCCAGACAAGUUUGAUAAGAGAGAGAAAACAGUCAGCUACUUUGCCACCCGCUGCCAGCAAAUUAUUGAGUUGGCCAUUAAAUGGACUCCGACUGAAACCAAGGCCAUUUUGGAGGACUACAUCAGCAGUGUUCAUACUAGUAGUGUGGGUGUGGUCCACCACAGUGCCGUCUCCCUGGCAGCAUCAAUCAUCAGUAAACACUCGCAACUCAACCAAGAAUCACAACAUCUUCCGUCGUCGGUGACUGGUAACAGAGCGAGCUGUAUGACAGACAGUCUCUCUCGGCCGUUGAGCAAUGUCUACCUGCAGUCUAGUAGCAUGGGGGAGGUGCUGGGAAUGAGGGGGGUGCUCCUACUGUCAGCAUCACUGGGGUCAAGUGUUGAUCUCCCCACCAUGCUCACUGCUCAAGUGCUCACUGCAAUACAGUCAGGUGAUAGGGAGCAGUUGACCGGUGCUCUGUACAAGGCCACUGCUUUACUCAUCGUGUCUGAAGGUAUUGAGCGGUCCCUGCUCUAUACCGUGAGUCAGGUUCCAAUACGAAGGUUCAGUGCAGCUGCUCUGUCAGUGGCUGUCGGCUGUUGGCAAUGGCUACUCACCAAAAGACCUGAUCUUGAAUACCCAUUUAUGAGGGAGUUCUCGGCCGCUUGGAAGUGGACGAUUGACGAGAAGAUGGGAAUAUUCUCCGCCCACCUCGAGGCCUCUGUGACGGACAACCAGAGACCACCCCCUGUCUCAGUCAAGCAACACAUGCUCCUCAUUCAAUUUCUCGAGAACAGGUUGAGCGUGGUCAAGACUAGAGACACGGCACAGGUUUCGCUGAUAGUUGAGAUUCUCCACAACUCCUUCACACUUGGUGUUGGCCCUAACUCCCGACAGCUUCAGCAUCUCUCACACGCCCCAGAGACAGUCGCCGCACGAUUCAGACUGCUGAGCAUAGCUGUAACGGCACUACAAGAGAACCUCAUCUCCAACACUCUAGAGAGGACCGUCAUUAGAGAGAAAGCUUACAACACAGCCCUCGACUAUUUUGCUUUUGAGGCCUCCUGGCCGAUGGAUGACAUCGUGGUUGUCAGGGAAACAAUGUCUGUGCUCAUAAAGUUUUGGCAGUCAGUAAAGGACCUCAGGAACAUUGCAGCUGUCCCACAAUUACCGAGCUCUGCUUUGGAGGCCUCUACCUCUGUGCCUCGUAGCAGCAUCAGCUUCUGGGACCUAGCCUUCACAGCUGAUUCCAGUGCAGCACAGGGAAACUGGAUGAAUGUCCUCGGCUCUAGUCGUGGCUAUCACACCAAGACCAAUUCUCUCAACAUCCAGAACCUGCAAGUGCCCCAAAUGUCCAGUAGGAAGAGCUCCACUCUGACCAAGAACAAAGUGCUCUUCAAGAGAAGGAACCUCAUCCUGGCCUUGGUGAGACAUGAGAUAGAGCGUCUGAGUGUGUGGCAGAACCCUCGCUCUCAACCAGAGCUCACUGUACCCAAUGAAGAGGGAGUGUACAGUUGGAGCAAUCCCACACAGUCUGACAGGCACUGGAGGUCCACCGUUGCCAUGGCAUUCAAUACAUCACCACACCUUGCCUUCCAGCUAGUCAAUAGGUUUAAGACGUUGGAGGUUGUGUCUCGAGAAGUUGAUCGUCUCAUCCACUCCCACCCGGUGGCCUUCAUCGAUAUCCCCGACGCUGCUCAGCGACUGGCAAAGAAGGAAUCAGUUCAGCAAAAUGCUCCAGAGCUAUACCACCUCCUCUACUGGCGUAACGUCCCACCAGCUGCUGCCCUCAUUUACUUCUACAAGCCCUUCUCCUCACACCCCAUCACCGCUCAGUUUGCCAGCAAGGCCAUGCAGAGCUUCCAACCAGACGAUAUUCUGCUCUACAUACCACAACUAGUACAGACAGUUCGCUAUGACAAGCUUGGUUUUGCUCAAGCCUACAUUUUAGCAGCAGGUAAAAAGUCACAGCUACUAGCCCAUCAGUUUCUGUGGAACAUGGAGGCCAACAUGUACAUGGAUGAGGAGGGCACUCAGAGAGAUCCUGAGAUCGGAGAUAUUCUAGACAAACUUAGCACUGGUAUAAAGGCGGGACUAUCAGGGUCUGCUCUUAUGUUUUACGAGAGGGAGUUCACAUUUUUCAAGAAGGUCACUGGUAUCUCAGGGGUCAUCAGACCAUUCCCCAAAGCCGAGAGAAGAGAAGAGUGUCUAAAGGCACUGCAGGAAGUGAAGCUUGAACCAGGUGUCUAUCUGCCUAGCAACCCAGACUCUCUCCUCCUAGAGAUAGACUACGAGUCUGGCAGACCCAUGCAAAGUGCUGCCAAGGCUCCGUUCUUAGCAAGGUUCAAAGUGGCAAAGUGCGGCACUGCUAAAGUUGAGCAACUGAACACAACAAAUAAUACAGAGUCACUGGUGGACCUACCUGCUCUGUUCAGUAGCUCGGCCGUGUGGCAAGGCUGUAUCUUUAAAGUGGGGGACGAUGUCAGACAAGACAUGCUCGCACUGCAGAUCAUGCAGCUGUUCAAGGAUGCGUUUGAGAGGGUGGGGCUGGAGCUCUACCUGGUGCCCUACAGGGUGGUCGCCACUGCUUGUGGGUGUGGUGUGAUUGAGUGUGUGCCUGACUCUAAGUCACGUGAUGAGCUGGGCAAGCAGACGCAAGCCUCCCUCAAGGACUACUUCAACACCACUCACGGCAAAGAUGACUCGAUUGGAUUCCAACAGGCGCGUAACAACUUUGUUGUGAGCAUGGCUGCCUACUCUCUUGUGAGCUACCUGCUCCAACUCAAGGACAGGCACAAUGGCAACAUUAUGAUAGACAAGCUGGGUCAUAUCAUCCACAUAGACUUUGGGUUUCUGUUUGAAUCCUCUCCCGGGGGGAACAUGGGGUUUGAGCCAGACCUCAAGCUGACGGAGGAGAUGCUCGAGGUCAUGGGAGGAAAGAAAUCAGACGCUUACAGAUGGUUUCUGGACCUGUGUGUACAGGGCUACCUCGCUAUACGACCUUAUCAGGAGCAGAUUGUGUCUCUCGUGUGCCUCAUGCUUGAUACGGGCUUCCCUUGUUUCCGUGGAAACACCAUCGAACAACUCAGGGCGAGGUUUCGACCCCAGCUGAGUGAGAAGGAUGCAGGCAAGGCCAUCAUAGACGUGGUGGAGUCAUCGUGCCUCAAUUUAAGGACUUUGUCCUACGAUGUGAUCCAAGACAUGCAACAGAAGAUCUAUUAUCACAAGAAGGCCUCCUCCUGAGUCCUUAACUAUAGUAAAAACAUUUUAAUGGAAUUUCAUUGAACAACAAAAUUAUAGUACAUGGUAUAGCUAGCUAGAUACACAAUUGCAAAUGAUAUUUAUCUGUGGUAUAAAAUUAAUGCUUUUUACACUUCUUG
Molecule: messenger RNA, 6249 nt
Organism: Halichondria panicea
Lineage: Eukaryota; Metazoa; Porifera; Demospongiae; Suberitida; Halichondriidae
Product: phosphatidylinositol 4-kinase alpha-like
Exons: 59
Coding region: 92-6112 (2006 amino acids)
Biological process (GO): phosphatidylinositol-mediated signaling; phosphatidylinositol phosphate biosynthetic process
Cellular component (GO): plasma membrane; cytoplasm
Molecular function (GO): 1-phosphatidylinositol 4-kinase activity
Source: RefSeq, a predicted model, not a curated record